AUAAUGCAAAUGAAAAAGAUUUCCUUCAAACUAUAGUAAUAUGGGUGCCCCCAAGUCCCUCUAUUAUUGAAAAUAUAGUAUGUAUAUGGAGGCAUAAUAGCAAGUCAGGAGUAUAGCGAAGUUUGAUUGGAAAUUGUGACUAGUAAUUUGCAUGAACAUUUUAAUCCCCAAUCCUAUAACUCAACUGGAUGUAUAUAUGACCUAUAAAUCAAAUCUGAACUGGAUGUGGUGAAACAUAAAUGAUUCAAAUCAUUAAAGCAACACAAGAUGGCAAGAAAAAAAAGAAGUAAAAAUUGGUCUCACAGAAAAACGUCUAAAUUCGCCAGGAUCACACUACAAGAUGAUGCCACAUCAGGAUAUACCCCUAACACUACUAGUAUGGAGGAUUCACCACCGUCAACACCAUUUAUUCCUGGAUCUUCAAAUAUUGUGAGAGGUAGUCGAUGUCAAGAUAAUGAUCGGUUCAGUAGUCUUUCACGAAACAACCAAUGCACGGCCAUCGCUGCCGUUGCAUUGGCUUAUAACAAACUUGUUCCUUUCAAGACAUGGAAUUAUGUAAUCAUAGAUAAUAUUUUAGACUACGGAGAUUGUUUGUAUAAAAAGUCUAUCACAGUUAAGAAUUCCCGUUAUUCAGACAAUCAAUUUGACAACAAUUUGAUGGUGAUUGAAGUCUAUCCUAAGUUCAUAAUUGGUGAUGUUGCAUACAUCUUGAAAAUUAAUGAUAUGGAUUCAGUUACUGGAUGCGUUGAAGGAGACACUGAAGGGCCUUUUUUCACAUUAGCUGACGGAUUAGAGCAUGUCUUUCUGCAAUAUGAGUCAGCUAUUUUAACCUGCGGUUUAUUUUCAACCUGUGUCAGUAAGAAACGAAAUCAUUUCUUUCUAUUCGAUUCUCAUAGUAGAGGUCCGGACGGAAGGCAUAUCGAACACCAAGGUACUGCAUGUUUAAUACAAUUCCAUCAUAUUAAGUUUUUACUGAGCUUUUUGUCGCAUUUUUAUAAUUCAAAUGUUCUUUAUACUUUGGUUCCUGUUGAAGUGCAAAUAACAUCGGUGAAUGCGUUGGAAAAUACUGAAUUAUAUGUAAAACUAAGUGUCUAUGACGGCGUUCAUUCUAAUCUAUCAUCUGAUUCUCUCCAACCUUCUCUCACAUCAAGUUCAAUGUAUAAAACUAAUGAUACAGUUGGUAAUCCACCUGAUAAACAUAUGGCACAUAAAAGUGCUAGCGACGUACUAAAUGUGCCCUCACACUAUUUGGGUGAAAUGAAUUAUGUAUGUCUUCAUUGUGGAGCAUUAUUCUUUCAGAAUGAAAUUAUGUUCUGUUGCAGCAAAGGUGCAAUAUGUUUACCAGCUAAUUCCACUUAUCCAGAAUUACUCAAAUCAUUAAUCACCGGUAAUCAUUCACUAUCAAAAGAAUUUUUAAAAAACAUUCGAAAGUAUAAUACUCUAUUAGCCCUAGCUUCAACAACAACCACUCUACGAACAGAUAUUGGACAUGGUUCACGUGUUGUUGUCGUAUCAGGUCAAAUUCACCACCGUUUAGCGAAUAUUAACACUUCAGAUCCGAAGUUUGGCUCCCUAUAUUUUAUUGACUCAGCAGAAGCCAAACAAAGAAGAUCAACUAAUGAAGAUCAUGACGGAUGUGAUGAAAAUCUUUUGGAACAAUUGGAUGCUCUAUUGAGGGACACUCAUCCAUUCACCAAAAUAUAUCGUAACUUAGGCCAAGUGGUCAAAGAUCAAGGUCUCACUUCGGAUAGCAGUGCUAUACCGAGAAUUGGCCUCUAUUUCAACGAGAAACCUAAUACAAAUAUGAAAAUCUAUGCAGCGCCAACAACUUCUGACGAAAUUGGUGCCGUCUUCAGUACCGCUGAUGGGGAUCUGCCGCCACCAGGACAGAUUCGAAUUUAUUACAACCAAGACAACUCCGACACUAUAGAUAUUCCCAAAAUAUCUCCAAUCGGAGAUACACUUUGCUAUCCCUUACUCUUUCCUAAUGGGGAAUAUGGAUGGUUCUUAGAUUGUAUGAAAAAGGACAACCAUAAGCGGGUUAGCAUGCGUGAAUUUAUUUGUUAUCGUCUAAUGAUUCGUUUGAAUCAGUUCAAUCCCUUAGUUCUUUGUGGACGACUCACGCAACAAUAUAUUGUGGAUAAGUUUGUCCAAUUAGAGACGCAACGGUUAAAUUAUUUGCGAGUCAAUCAAGCUAAGCUACGCGCAGAUAAUUAUAUUGGGUUGCAAGAUUAUAUUGGUCGAAAAAAAGGAUCACGAAAAAGCAAAAUUGGCAGGGUAGUAAUCUUACCAAGUUCUUAUACUGGAAGUCCCCGGUUCAUGCGACAGAAUUUUCAAGACGCAAUGGCCAUACAAUCGAAAUUGGGUAGACCUUCGUUAUUUAUCACCUUCACGUGCAAUCCUAAAUGGCCGGAGAUCACGGACAACUUAGGAAGUAGUAUGUUGAAUGCGGAGGACAGACCAGAAUUAAUUGCACGAAUUUUUGAAUUGAAAAGAAAGGCUUUGUUCGAAGACAUCCUGAAAAAUAAAAUUUUCGGUACCGUUAGAGCGUAUGUGUAUGUUAUUGAAUUCCAUAAACGAGGUCUACCUCAUUUGCAUUGUCUCUUGACUUUAUCUGAUGAAGAUAAGCCUCGUUGUGCAUCUGAUGUUGACGAGUUAAUAUGUGCGGAGCUACCCACAGAUAAUCCUCGACUUUUGGAGAUAAUUUUAACCUCCAUGAUCCAUGGUCCCUGCGGCAAGCGUGAUCCAAAUUCACCAUGCAUGGUGGAUGGUUAUUGCUCAAAGUAUUAUCCAAAAUCAUUUUCGGAAAUGACCUUAUUCGAUAAGAGGCGGCCAACAUAUAGGCGACGCAAUGAUGGCCGAAAAGCUUCUGUUGAGCGUAAUUGUAUUUCUUAUACGGUGGAUAAUAGGGAUGUGGUGCCCUACAACCCUUACUUGUGUGAGAAAUAUAACUGCCACAUUAACGUCGAAUAUGUCACUAGUGUAGGAUCAGUCAAGAAUAUUUUUCAAUAUAUGAAUAAAGAAUCAGACGCUGCCCUUCUCCAGGUAAAAGGGAAAGCUGUCUUCGACGAAAUCCAGGCAUUCUUAGAUUCUCGAUAUAUAUCGUCGGGGGAAGCGGCUUGGAGAUUGUUAGGUUUGCCUAUUCAAGGUAAAAGCCAUUCUAUUUUAAGGUUACCGGUUCAUCUCCCUGGAGAACGGACCGUGCAAUUUGAAGAUGGAGAGGAAGAAGAGGCAUUCUUGAAUCAACAAGAAAAAAUGUCUCUUCUCGAAGCGUUCUUCGAACUGAACAUUAAUGAUCCUGAAGCUCGUAAAUAUAAAUAUUGUGAAAUUCCAAUUUUUUACACAUUUAAUACAAAACUCAACCGUUGGACUCGGAGGGUUAGGACGCGUGUAUGUGUGAUCUCAAGAAUGUAUAGCAUAAGCCCUAAAUAUGUUGAGAGAUUUCAUCUUCGUACGUUAUUGUUGCAUGUUUCUGGUCCGAAAUCUUUUGCGGAGCUUCGCACAGUUGAUGGUAUCACGUACUCCACGUUCCAGCAGGCAGCGCGGGCUAGACAUCUGGUCGUUUUAGAUGAUGAAUGGGAAAAUGCAUUAGCACAAGCGGCUUUGAUUGAUAUACCAAGCUGUUUGCGGAAAUUAUUCGUUUUUAUAUUAUGUUACUGUGAAGUCGGCGAUCCCCCAGCUCUCUGGACUAAAUUUAAACAACAUAUGAGCGAAGAUUUUCGCAAGAAAGAUCUUUCUCAAAGUAGGCCUGAAAAUGAUGCCCUACAUAAUAUCCAAAAUUUACUUGGAAGUAUGGGUAAAUCUUUAGAAGAAUUCAAGCUACCGUUGCCUUUAGACUCAGAUAUAAAUUUUGGUAUCAAUGCUGAAGCUGAAGAAUUAAAUACAGAAUCCGGACAUUGUGACCUUGGUGGUUUGAAUUCAGAUCAACGUAGAGUUUUUGACCGUGUCAUUGGUGCAAUCGAUUCGGAUGAAGUUGACAAAUAUUUCUACCUUCAGGGAAGCAGCGGCACGGGGAAAACCCACUUAUAUAAUACAAUUUUAAGUUAUUGCAGCUCACGACAAAUUGCCUGCUUAGCUGUCGCCUUUACUGGGAUCGCUGCCUUAUUGUUGAAAAAUGGUAAAACAGUCCAUUCUGCAUUCAAAUUACCACUGGAUUUGGACGGAGACUCCCGUUCCUCCAUUAUGGCACAAUCUCAGGAAGCGGCCGAAUUGAGAAAACUUCAGCUAAUAAUUUGGGACGAGGUUUCUAUGGCAAAUUUUUAUAUGCUGGAUGCAGUUGAUCGUCUCCUACAAGAUGUAUGCAAUGACAGCCGUCCAUUCGGCGGUAAAUGCGUACUCCUUGGCGGAGACGUAAAGCAACUAUUACCCGUAGCAACUGACAUAGUAAGGGAACGUCAUCUUUUCUUCACUAAUUGCAUGUCCUGGAGUCAUUUUAAAUUGCUAAAACUCACCAUCAAUAUGCGCGCGAAUAAAGGGGAAGAAUAUUUCGCUAGUUGGCUAGAACUUCUCGGAAGUGGUAGUAUUAAUGAAAAUAGGACCGGCUUUUCCAAUGACAGCGUGCAACUGCCAGCUCAUUGUUUGACGACUGAUGUUGUUGGAGAAGUAUAUGGAGAACUUAAAGAUCUAACUUCUGAACAACUCUCUUCUCGGGCUAUACUUUGUCCGAAAAACGAACAUUGUGAUAUGCUGAACGACAAACUGCUUGAAUCAUUUCCAGGAUCGAUUAUAACGUGUCUCAGUAACGAUAGCAUAGCCUCAGGGGAUGAAGAUGAUAUGAUGAACUAUCCAGAAGAAUUUUUAAAUACCAUCGCACCCGGUGACCUUCCCAUCCAUGAACUGAAACUGAAAGUCGGUGUGCCGGUAAUACUUCUCCGAAAUUUAUCAUUAUCGGAAGGAUUAAUUAACGGCACUAGACUGUUAGUAUUAGCUGUCACUGAUUGUCUUUUAACGGCCAAAAUCGUCACGGGUCGUUUCUCAGGACGUACUGUUUUUGUGCCUAGAAUAGACAUGUCUACUACUGAUGAAACUAUUCCUUUUGUUCUUAAAAGGAGGCAAUUUCCAGUAAGAAUAUGCUUUGCUCUAACAAUAAAUGAGGCGCAAGGACAAACAUUCGAUCAAGUGGGAAUUUACCUUGAAACUCCCGUUUUCGCUCAUGGUCAACUCUAUGUUGCAUUCUCUAGGGUUAGAUGUUGGAAUGCAGUCAAAGUUCAGGUAGUGAAAACCAAACAUCAGGGUGAAUUGCUAAAUGAUUCGACACAAGUGUUCACCAAAAAUAUAGUUUUUAAGGAUAUUUUGGAUAAAAUUAAAUAAUAUAUUUUUCUACUCGUUGUUGUGCAAAAGAUAGGAAUUUAUUAUUAUUGAAAAAAAAUGAAAUUCAACUCCAAAACCAAAUGCCAUUCUCAUGAAAUUUCUGUGAUAAUGUUUGAAAUAACAAUGGCUUAUUGUUUUUUUCAUUGAAAUGUUGUAUAUGGUGCAAAUGUGUGGGCGUAUCUUUAGCUUUAUUUUCAGAGUAGUUUCUUAUUUGAAAUCAAAGUUUUUCGUAAGCAAUGUUACUUUUGCUGCUUACAUUGAUGCGGUUGCAACAAAAGAAAUUUUUUAAUUUUCAAUUGAACACUAGUCAACCUAUAGUUUUAACGUGCUUUUAUUUCAUCCCAUUAUUUUCAACAGAUUAAUUUUAUGUGUUUUGAAAUGGAAAGGAUUGUAAUACACUUAUAUUAAGUCUUAUUUAUCUGUAUUCUAGAUUACUAGAUGAUACUGUAUAUAUUUCCCCAUUUUCAUGUAAAUAUGUUCAUCAUGAAUUUCAUGUAAAAUAAAACCAUCUGAUGUUUUAGAUAU
Coccinella septempunctata (seven-spotted ladybird) is the source of this 5835-nucleotide messenger RNA. RefSeq lists its product as uncharacterized. The transcript is spliced from 3 exons. Gene Ontology annotation, molecular function: DNA helicase activity. The coding region runs from base 268 to 5310 and encodes 1680 amino acids. Gene Ontology annotation, biological process: DNA repair; telomere maintenance. The record is from RefSeq and is a predicted model, not a curated record. Lineage: Eukaryota; Metazoa; Arthropoda; Insecta; Coleoptera; Coccinellidae.